This is a messenger RNA of Saprolegnia parasitica CBS 223.65, 492 nucleotides long. RefSeq lists its product as hypothetical. Gene Ontology annotation, cellular component: membrane. NCBI's taxonomy places the organism in Eukaryota, Oomycota, Saprolegniomycetes, Saprolegniales, Saprolegniaceae. The transcript has a single exon. The record is from RefSeq and is a predicted model, not a curated record. The coding region runs from base 1 to 492 and encodes 163 amino acids.
AUGCCCACUACGUCGCCUUUCCAAGCCAUUGCGAUCUGCAGCACGCUGCUCUACGCCAAGUACAUUACCGUCGCGCGCAUUAGUGCCAAGAAGAAGUUUAUCGCUGGGAACCGCGCGCCCGAAGACGAAGGCUUCCACCCCGGGGUGAAGCAAUCGUUUGGCCUGUCGUCGUCCGAGGCUCUCUCGCCCAAGGAGGUCGCGGCCAAGAUUGAAGACCUGCGUUGGCAGCGCAUCCUUGCCAACGACGUCGAGAACAUCCCGCUCGGCCUCAUCAUGGCGUGGGGCGCCGCGACGACCGGCGGCAAUGCGAGUGUGACCGUCGCGGCCAUCACGACCUUCACGGCCGCACGCUUCCUCCACACGAUUGCGUACGCCAACGGGUGGCUCUACCCGCGUGUCGCCGGCUUUGCCGUUGGCGCGCUCAGCAUCUUUGUCCUCGCUACCAACUCGAUCGCCGGCGCGUUUACGAAUGACCAUGGCGCGACCAAGUAG